Messenger RNA from Triticum aestivum (bread wheat), 1195 nucleotides. RefSeq lists its product as uncharacterized. The record is from RefSeq and is a predicted model, not a curated record. NCBI's taxonomy places the organism in Eukaryota, Viridiplantae, Streptophyta, Magnoliopsida, Poales, Poaceae. Bases 63 to 644 code for a protein of 193 amino acids. The transcript is spliced from 4 exons.
GACUACUUUGGCCGGCCGCCAGAGCCACCGCAUCGGACAAAAAACUAGAGAUUGAUCCAUCCAUGGGUUCCUUAUUCUCUUCCCCUGCCGGCGGCGACUCUCUCCCAGUCUCAAAAAAGUACAUUGGCCGCUCUAUUAGGUCAAAAGAAAAAGACAUCGCCCUCCGAAUUUCUAGGCUUGUCGACAUCGCCAUCGAACAUUACAACUCCAACAAUCCAGGUGCCGAGUUCCAGUAUCCUGAGUAUCCUCCCCAGUCGACCACGGAGAUGAAGGCUGCCUGCAUCGGUUUUAGGGGAACUUUCUGGUACCACCUCGGCUUUUCGGCUCACCCCAUGGAUGCCACCGCCGAGACGCAACACUUUUUCGCUGAGCUAUAUUUUGAUAGACAGUACCUCGAACUAGCCGUUGAAACAUGCAUCAUCUUAGAAAAGCCAUUGUGCCGCUUUAGCAGCUCGUGUGCAUUUUGUCCGGACGAAUCCAAUAUCUUGCACCCAAGUGAUGAAGAAUUUGUUUGUGGAAAGCAAGAUCACAAAAAAGAAUUCUUCCGCAGGAGAGAUAUGCUAGUGCGGCCAUUCAGUUCUUUUAUGACACCUCCUGAUAUAGAUAACACCGUCAUAGACAUAGAUAGCACCGAAGAUCCAUGACUCAAACUAUUAUGUUUUUCGACAAAGGGUGGAUUUUAUUAACUCAAAAUGAAGCAUCAAGGGAUACAAACACAUUGAGCACACACCCGGCCUCUGCAUAACCAGGAUGCACACAGCCAACACCAACACACACAAAAGAGGAAAAAAAACGCCAGCAAAGAGCAAAGUCAUACAAGACUCAAGCUAUGCCUAAGCGAGGGAAAAGAAAAAGAAAAAACACUCUGAAACGAUCAAAACAACGGUUGAUAAACUACAUCAACGACCAUAUCCGCACCAACCAUCUCUUGACAGAACAAGCGCAACGAGAAAGUUUCUUCAACAGCAACGCCUUCAGGAAGGAAACGACGCUUAAACGUCGCCGUCACUGGACCCGACCAACAAAGGUCAGACUCUAGGUUUUCACCCUGAAGAACAAGUCCGAGCACAUCCGAGCAAUGCCUUCAUCAAGGUAACGACGCAAAAACAUCGCCAUCGCCAGGUAUAACCAAUUCAGGUCAGACCUAGGGUUUUCACCCCGGAACUCGAGACCGGGUACUCAAGAAGCACCACCA